AUGUAUCGAAACAGUCACCACCUUGUGCCAUCCCAGCUGGCACGGCAGCAUUCCCUUGGGGUUCACAAAUGCCAUGUUCCUCGGAAUGCCAUGUACUUCACAAUCGGACAUUUCUGUACUCAGAUGAGUUUGGGAAACAGUGCUAUCUCAUCAGUUCUGGCUGCAGAUGGGAAAGGAAAAAUAGGGGAACUGAGGAAUGUGAAAAGAAUGAUGGGAUUGUUGUUGUUGUUAUCUAGCCGUUUGCAGACGAAUCCAGUAAAAAUAUUUUUAAGUCAAGGAGUAAUUAUUAUAAAGCAUCUUGAAACAUCUUUUAAUGAUAACAAUAAUAAACAGGAGAAGCCAGCACGGGUGGUGUCAAAUUCAAGAUUUCUGAAUCCAUUUGUUGUCGCUUUUGUCGUGAUUGCAGGGGUGGCGAUUGUGGCAGUAGCCAUAGGUUUACUUAUUCAUUUUCUAGCUUUUGAUCGAAAAGCAUGUUUUUACCGUAGCAGCUUUCAAAUAUUAAAUGUUGAAUAUACUGAUGAGUUAAGUUCACCAGCUACACAGGAAUAUAGAACUUUGAGUGAACAAAUUGAGUCCAUGAUUACUAAUGUAUUCAAAGAAUCAAAUUUAAGAAAGCAGUUCAUCAGAGCCCAUGUUGUCAAACUGAGACAGUCUGGCAGUGGGGUGACCGCAGAUGUUGUCAUGAAGUUCCGGUUCAGCAAACGUAACGAUGGAAACUCAAUGAAAGGCAGAGUUCAAGCUGUCUUACAGAAAAUGCUGAAUAACUCAGGAGGCCUGGAAAUUCACUCCUCACCUGGGAUAACAACAAUUACAUCCCAGGAUACAGAAAAUAUUUUCACUCAAGCAUGUGGGGCCCGUCCAGACCUGUUAACACUGUCAGAAGAGAGGAUCAUUGGAGGCACUCUGGCUGAGGAUGGUGAUUGGCCCUGGCAAGUCAGUUUACAUGUCAAUAACGUCCAUCACUGUGGAGGUAUCCUGAUCAGUAACACGUGGAUCCUGACAGCAGCUCAUUGCUUCAGAAGCUACUCUAAUCCUCAACAGUGGACUGCCACCUUCGGUGCUUCCACAAUAUUUCCGAAACGUCGAGCAAGAAUAAGGACAAUUGUAGUCCAUAAUAAUUACAGAUCUGGAACCCAAGAAAAUGAUAUUGCAGUUGUGCAACUCAACACAGCUGUAACAUUCACCAAAGAUAUCCACAGCGUGUGUCUCCCAGAACCCACAAUGAAUAUAGUGCCUGGUUCCACUGCGUAUGUAACAGGAUGGGGAGCUCUUACUUACGGUGGCUUCACAGUCUCAGAUCUACGGCAAGGACAGGUCAGAAUAAUAAGUAAUACUGUGUGUAAUGCACCAACUGCUUAUAAUGGAGCUGUCCUUUCUGGAAUGCUCUGUGCUGGGGUACCUACAGGUGGAGUGGACGCAUGCCAGGGUGAUUCUGGUGGCCCACUAGUACAAGAAGACUCGCGGAGGCUUUGGUUUGUGGUGGGCAUCGUCAGCUGGGGCUAUCAGUGCGGCCUGCCAGAUAAACCCGGUGUGUAUACCCGAGUGGCAGCCUACCGCAACUGGAUUAGAGAACAAACCCGCGUGUAG
This is a messenger RNA of Dipodomys spectabilis (banner-tailed kangaroo rat), 1587 nucleotides long. RefSeq names its product transmembrane protease serine 11D-like. Gene Ontology annotation, molecular function: serine-type endopeptidase activity. Gene Ontology annotation, biological process: proteolysis. The record is from RefSeq and is a predicted model, not a curated record. The transcript has 12 exons. Lineage: Eukaryota; Metazoa; Chordata; Mammalia; Rodentia; Heteromyidae. Bases 1 to 1587 code for a protein of 528 amino acids.